Messenger RNA from Megalobrama amblycephala (Wuchang bream), 3338 nucleotides. It is a transcript of the gene loxl3a, whose product is annotated as lysyl oxidase-like 3a. The transcript has 15 exons. Gene Ontology annotation, molecular function: protein-lysine 6-oxidase activity; copper ion binding. Gene Ontology annotation, cellular component: membrane. Gene Ontology annotation, biological process: peptidyl-lysine oxidation. The record is from RefSeq and is a predicted model, not a curated record. NCBI's taxonomy places the organism in Eukaryota, Metazoa, Chordata, Actinopteri, Cypriniformes, Xenocyprididae. The coding region runs from base 266 to 2641 and encodes 791 amino acids.
UGACUCUGAGAGAGACCUCUACACAAGACCUGCCUCCUCUUAAUAAACCUGUGAAACGGGCAGAUACUCGGCAGUCCCAGCUCAACCUCUGCAUCCCGCAAGCUCACUCUCUCUCCCUCUCCGCAGACUGCAACUGCGUCCGGUGAUUUCCCCUGAUGCUCUAAACUUCCACUGACUGAUCAAACUGUGAUAAGAUCUGAUCUGAGCCCACAACCACUUGGCUUAUCAGAAAACCUGUGCAAGUUUCUGUCUCCUGGAUUUAGCCAUGCUGAGAGGUGGAUUGUGGGAUACGGUGAUUGCCUUGGUCCUAUGGGCCGUCUGGCUGCCCUCCUGUCUUGGCCAGACCCCCUCACCCUCUCAGGAUGGAAAAAUUAAGUUUCGUCUGGCUGGAUACCCCCGCAAACACAACGAAGGGAGAGUGGAAGUGUUUUACAAUGGAGAGUGGGGAACUAUCUGCGAUGAUGACUUCACCUUGGCCAACGCUCAUGUUCUAUGUCGCCAUCUAGGGUUCGUGGAGGCACUAAGCUGGUCGCACAGCGCCAAGUAUGGAGUGGGCAAUGGUAAAAUCUGGCUGGAUAAUGUCAUAUGUGGAGGAUCGGAAAACAGCAUCGAGAAAUGUGUAUCUCGUGGAUGGGGGAACAGUGACUGCACUCACCAGGAGGACGCAGGGGUGGUCUGUAAAGAUGAGAGACUUCCAGGCUUUGCAGAUUCCAACAUCAUUGAGAUGCAGGUGGAUGAAAACCGUAUGGAGAAGAUUCGUCUGCGUCCGCUCUCAGGUGCCCAUGCCGGCCGUAUGCCUGUGACGGAGGGAGUGAUAGAGGUGAAGUUUAAAGAAGGAUGGGGUCACAUCUGCAACACUGGCUGGACCACCAAGAACUCUCGUGUGGUGUGUGGCAUGAUGGGAUUCCCUUCUCAGAAAACUACGGCCAAGAAGUCAAGCAGUCACCAGAAUGUGUAUAGGAUUCACUCAGUGGCCUGCACAGGAAAUGAGGCUCAUCUUUCAGCAUGCACUAUGGAGUUCAGUAAAGCAAACUCUACCGCCCCCUGUCCAAAUGGAGGAGCGGCUGUAGUCAACUGUGUGCCCGGGCCACUGUUCACACAGGGCAGAGCACGUAGAGUCAAGCUCAAUCCAAUGUCUCAGGUGCGUCUGAAGGGGGGUGCAAAGGCAGGUGAAGGCCGUGUGGAGGUCCUGAAGGGGAGUGAGUGGGGUACAGUGUGUGACGACCACUGGAAUCUGCAGUCCGCCAGUGUGGUGUGUAGAGAGCUGGGCUUCGGCACCGCUAAAGAAGCUCUGACCGGAGCGCGAAUGGGCCAAGGCAUGGGUCCCAUCUACAUGAAUGAGGUUCAGUGUCGGGGUGAUGAGAAGAGCCUGUGGGACUGUCCUCAUAAGAGCAUCACUGCUGAAGACUGCAAACACAUGGAGGACGCCUCCGUCAUCUGCAACAUUCCCUACAUGGGUUUUGAGAAAUCGAUCCGCCUGACAGGGGGUCGAACACGGUUGGAGGGGAGGGUGGAGCUGCUGCUCCCUACAGGCAGUGAGAUGAGGGACUGGGGUUUGAUCUGUGGGGACGGAUGGACAUCUCGGGAGGCCAUGGUAGUGUGCAGACAGCUGGGGUUGGGACAUGCCAGCAGUGGCCUGAGAAUCCGUAUGGUGGGGGGCAGGACGGAUCAUGAGGGUCGCGUGGAGGUUCAGGUCAAGUCCAGGUGGGGAACUAUAUGCAGUGACAACUGGACCACAAGAGAAGCCAUGGUGGCGUGCAAACAGUUAGGCCUCAGAUACUGCCUGCAUGCUAUCACUGAAACGUGGUACUGGGACAGCAGUAACGUGACGGAGAUGGUUCUGAGCGGAGUGAAGUGUAAGGGAGAUGAGAUGACUCUGACCGACUGUCAGCAUCAUCCUGUCGUCAGCUGCAAAAGAGCCGGAGCGCAGUUCUCCGCUGGCGUCAUUUGCUCAGACACGGCUUCGGACCUGGUGCUGAACGCUCCGUUGGUGGAGCAGACCGUUUACAUCGAAGACCGACCCCUGCACCUGCUGUACUGCGCAGCAGAGGAGAACUGCCUCACCAAAUCAGCUGCUCAAGCCAACUGGCCGUACGGCCAACGUCGCCUGCUACGCUUCUCCUCCCAGAUACACAACAUCGGCAAGUCUGACUUCAGACCACGGCUCGGCCGCCACUCAUGGGUGUGGCAUGAAUGCCAUAGGCACUAUCAUAGUAUGGAUAUCUUCACCUAUUAUGACCUGCUGUCUCUAAAUGGAACCAAAGUGGCGGACGGACAUAAAGCGAGCUUCUGCCUGGAGGACACAGCGUGCCAUGAAGGUGUUUCAAAGCGCUACGAGUGUGCUAACUUUGGUGAGCAGGGCAUCACAGCGGGCUGCUGGGACUUGUACAGACAUGAUAUCGACUGCCAGUGGAUUGACAUCACGGAUGUUAAACCAGGAAACUACAUUCUACAGGUCAUAAUAAACCCCAACUUUGAGGUAGCUGAGAGUGACUUCACCAACAACGCUAUGCGGUGCAACUGCAAAUACGAUGGCAACCGUGUCUGGUUACAUAAAUGUCAUCUUGGUGAUUCAUUCAGUGAGGAGGCUGAGAAACAGUUUGAGCAUUAUCCUGGGCAGCUCAACAACAAGAUCUCAUAACAUUUUUGUGAACAAACCCAGGGAACUGCAAUAACCAUGUGGCUCUGGACAAAGAGAAAAUGUAAUCACUUAGGCCAAGUUUCACAGACAGGGCUUAGAUUAAGCCAGGAUUAUGCCUUAGUUCAAUUAGGACAUUUAAGUAGCUUUUAUAAACAUGCCUUAGAAAAAACAUUGACAUAUUUUAAGAUACGUCAGUGCAAGUUACAUUCAAUUAAACAGCUCAAACAUGGAUUUUAGUCUGGGACUAGGUUUACGCAUUGUCUGUGAAACCAGGGCUAAAUGUUACUUAUUCCCAUUUGAAUCCAUUGCUACUGUGGUCUAAUCACAAGUUGUCAUGCCGGUUUUAGAUUAGGUCAUCAGAAAUGAUAAUGUAGCCAAGGGCCUCAGAAACAGAACAGAGCUGUGAUUGUGGUCUGGGCCUAUACACUUCCUCUUGUAUGAAAGCUGAACACCUCAGAGCAGACGUCAGCCAUUCACGUGAAACACCGGUUUCAUUUAAUGAAUUUUUAACAUGCAUCAGGGAAUUAUAAAAGAUGCUAAAUGUUUACAGACUGUGAUGGCUGAUGGAAUGGAAGGCUUCUCAUACUUCACUGUUUGUGCAUUUAUUUUUAUAUUUGUGUCCAUUGUAUCUGUAUAUUUGUAUAUUUAUGGAAUGUCCUAUAAUCAUGUUUGUAAAAUAUAUACAAAUCUGCACUCA